This is a messenger RNA of Clunio marinus, 186 nucleotides long. Lineage: Eukaryota; Metazoa; Arthropoda; Insecta; Diptera; Chironomidae. The record is from the annotation of a GenBank genome assembly.
AUGUCAACAACAUUUCCACUUCAGUUGCUAAUAGUUCUACAAAAAAGAGAAAACUCUUUAAUACCAUUGGAUUAUUUUGGUUACGAGAAUUUCAGCAAGAACAUAACAAAAAGUUUAAAGAAGAGUGGGGUAAACAAUUUAAGGCAAAAAAUACCAUUUCAAUUAGUAUUCACCCUAAAGCUAUAA